Trifolium pratense (red clover) is the source of this 1826-nucleotide messenger RNA. Its product is annotated as protein GRAVITROPIC IN THE LIGHT 1-like. The transcript has a single exon. Bases 117 to 1508 code for a protein of 463 amino acids. Lineage: Eukaryota; Viridiplantae; Streptophyta; Magnoliopsida; Fabales; Fabaceae. Gene Ontology annotation, biological process: negative gravitropism; response to red or far red light. The record is from RefSeq and is a predicted model, not a curated record.
UUUUUCAAUCAAAAUCUUUCUUUUGCUUCAAACAUAUUCACAUAAGCUCAAACAAACUCUUUCCCUUCAAAUUUUAUUACUUUCUCAAUUAAACUCUUAUAUGCUUCAAACAAAAAAUGGAAACUGUGAAACCAAAAUCAGCAAUGAACAACAGAAGCAAGAAAUUUGUUCAGACAUUUCAGAAAGUGAUUAGUCUCAAAAGUGCAACAAAAAUUGCUUCAAACAAUGGAAUUUGCAUGCUCAACUCAAAUCUCAAAGUGAAAGAAGAUUCUUUCACAGAUCAUCAUACCAAAACCAAUGGCAACAACAAGAACAAGGCGCGAAAUAAAGCGGUUAUGGAAGCUCUAAUUGCGAGGCUUUUCGCCGGUGUUACAACCAUAAAAGCAUCAUAUGCAGAGCUUCAAAUGGCUCAACAUCCUUACAACAAUGAUUCAAUUCAAGCAGCUGAUCAAGCAGUGGUUGAUGAACUAAGAGCCAUCUCAGAAUUGAAAAGAAGGUUCUUGAAAAAAGAACUUAAUCUUUCACCUCAAGUUACAAUAAUGCUUGCAGAGAUUCAAGAACAACAAAGUAUAAUGAAAACCUAUGAAAUCACAAUCAAGAAACUUCAAGGAGAGGUUGAUGCAAAAGACUCACAAAUCUCAUCACUCAGAAAAAAACUUGAUGAAUGCAUUUCAUUCAACAAAUCACUUGAAAAAAAGCUGAACUCAAAUGCUUCUUUAUCACUCUUUGUUAACCUUGAAUUUUCAAUGUUGAAUCAUACUCAUUUUGUUUAUUUUCUUCAUCAUACUUUGAGAUCAAUAAGGACUUUUGUGAAGCUGAUGAUUGAAGAAAUGGAAUCAGCAAAUUGGGAUGUUGAAGCAGCUGUUAAAUUCAUUCAUCCAAACGCAGUUUUCAAUAAACCAAGUCAUCGUUGUUUUGCUUUUGAAUCAUUUGUUUGCAUAACAAUGUUUGAAAGUUUCAACUAUCCAAAUUUCAUUUUUUCAAAUGACCCUCUUCAAAAUAAUCAUCAAAAUCACUACUUUGACAAAUUCAAGAGACUAAGAUCUUUGAAUCCAAAACAAUACUUAGAAAACAAUCCAAAUUCAUCUUUUGCAAAGUUUCUAAAAUCCAAAUAUCUUCAACUUGUUCAUGCUAAAAUGGAGUGUUCUUUGUUUGGAAAUUUGAACCAAAGGAAGCUAGUGAAUUCUGGAGGGAAUCCAGAUUCUGCUUUUUUCUUAGCUUUUGCUGAGAUGGCAAAGCGAGUUUGGACACUGCAUUACUUAGCAUUCUCAUUUCAAGAAAAUGUUAACAUUUUUCAGGUUAAGAAGAAUACAAGAUUCUCUGAAGUUUACAUGGAAAGUGUUACAGAAGAAUCAGUUUCAACUACUUCAGGUUCAGUGGAAUCUACAGAUUCUAAUUCCGGCGAGUUUCGCGUGGUUUUCACGGUGGUGCCAGGUUUUAAAAUUGGUAAGACAGUGAUACAGAGUCAGGUUUACUUGUCUUUGAUGGAUUCUCCUUCAAGUUCAUGAUAGAAAUUAGUAUUAUUUGAUCAUGUUAUGGUUGGUAGUAACCAUAUAUUAUGAGUAUAUUAUACUCAUAAUAAUGUAUUUGUUAAGUAUAUAUAUUAAGGGUUAGUUUUGAUUUAAAAACAUUUAUUAAAUAUAAUAAGUAGUCCAUUGUUACUUGAGGAAAAAUUAUGGAUGCUAAACUAUUCCUGUAUAAUUAGGCAUUUUAGAAAGUUCUAAUAUUGUACAUUUAAUUUGAUCUCAAAAUAGGGAUUCUAAUUCAGGUUCUAAGUGCUUAUACAUUUUAAAUUUGUCUAUUCAGUUUUCUGCAUUUUGUUGCUG